AAGUUUACCUGAUUUGAUUCGACCAUGUUCGUCAGCAAUGUGGUGGUUUUUCUGCCGGUGUUAGCGGCGUUGGCCGACGUGGAUGUGAAUAAUAAGCCGCUUAUUACUGGGGCAGCGAAUGCUGGAACGAAUCUUCCGCCGAUAUACGUCCAUCCGACAAAACCCACGCCCGCUCCCGGAGCGGCGGAUCCACGCCUCCUACCGUUUCCCUACAGCGCCACGGCCAAUAAAUCCUUCGAUGGAUUUUCCGGAAUGUCUUUGGACCAGCUAAAGUUUAUGGCUGCCGACUGGGAAAGGUCAAAACUGCGUGCCGCGCAUGCGCUAAAUCAAACGUCGGUUAAAGAAGGGCUGAUCAUCAUCGGGAAAACAAUUGGCAACUACUUUGAUUACUGGAAUCCGGAUGCCGGGCAGAUGCUCGGUUUGGGAGAUUUAAGUGUGGAUUUGGACACCUUCUGGACUUUCCAACCGGCAACACUGGUCAUUCAAGUUGUUAUGGGGGAAUUCGACAAAGAAAUGCGCGCACUUUUUAAUUUGGAAUCCGAAAAAUACGUGGCUGCUAUCGAUGACACCGCGGAAUUCCAUUGGUCCCGUAACGCCCUGCACUUCUCCGCCAUUCGCGUAAUGCUGUCGGGAUUUCUGCGGUACAUCGCACCCAACGUGGCCGGUGUGAAGUUCUACUACGGAUCGGAGUGGACGGAGGAGCAGGAAUCCGGCUACUACACCGUCUUCCGGCUGAUGAACUGGUACAACUGGCAUGUCUUUCAAAAGUACGCCGACGGAUGUAAUGUCCGCGCCAACGGCACCUUUGUCGCCUCCAUCGCCUGCGAAAACUGCAUAUAAAAAGUUCAUUAUGUGCUGAAAAGAUUUACUGACUACGCCAAUAAUGACGUGUCAUUAGAUUACGCAUUUUUACCCGGCGUUUGGAUGUGCAGUCACAUUCGCUUCGUUAUUGAACUGUUUGUGUGUUUGCCAUAGUUUUAUAAUUUAUUUUAAGUGCUUCAUCUUACGUCGUUUAAUUUUAUCUCCUAUGUAAGA
Molecule: messenger RNA, 1035 nt
Organism: Paramacrobiotus metropolitanus
Lineage: Eukaryota; Metazoa; Tardigrada; Eutardigrada; Parachela; Macrobiotidae
Exons: 7
Coding region: 25-840 (271 amino acids)
Source: RefSeq, a predicted model, not a curated record